UUUCGCUUCCGCGUACUUCCCCGCCUCUUGUUGCCGUGAAAGCUACCAGGAAACACACUGCGUCGUUCACUCACACACACUCGGAGCCGGAUCACAGCACGCUGACAGCGGGGAACCUGCCGGGGACAUGGCAGCCUCUGUGUGCGCCUUCAUCCUGGCGCUUUACGCACUGCGCGGCUCCGCAGCGGGGUCAGGAGGGCUCAGCGCACCCACCAAAGUCCGACUGACAUCCUACAACAUGGACCUGGUGCUCAGGUGGGAUCCACCUGAUGGGACGACCGAUGGUCUGACCUACACGGCCGAGUACAGAAGCUCAGCAACUGGAUACAACAAUGUCUGCACAAACACGUCAGCCCUCGAAUGUGAGUUCACCUCCUCCUCGAUCACCGUGCACGGGAGUUACACGGGCAGAGUGCGGGCGCAUCGGGGGGCCGAGAAGUCCAGUUGGGUGGAGAGUAACGUCAUUGACAUGGACAGACAGACCUUCAUCGGUCCACCCAAUGUGACUCUUCAUGUCAUUGGGACAUCUUUGGAAGUCAGCAUUAAAGACCCAGUGUUCAAACAUUCAGAACUGAGGGAGACGUACACCUCAGCCACCUAUAACAUCACCUACUGGAAGAGCAGCUCGAAGGAAGAGGUAAACACAAUCAGUGACAUGAUGCAGGACCGAGUGGUUCUUAGUAACCUGGACGCGAUGAGCGAGUACUGCGUCCAAGUCCAAAUCAUCACCAACAUGAACCCCAGACCGAGCGAGUACAGCGACGUCGUCUGUGAGCGCACCGGUGACGUGGAUGCAGCUCCGUGGGUGGCGGCCGUGGUGGCGUUUGUGGUCAUGGCCGCGGUGGUGGCUCUGGUGGUGACUCUGGUGGUCUACUGGACACGAAUCUCCAAGUUCCUGUGCCCAGAAGUCGUGCUGCCACCACACUUUAAAGAGUCUCUGCUGCUGAAUGAUCCCAACUCCAUCUACCCAGUCUCGCUGCCCUCUGAGCACUGCGACCAGGUCAGCAUCAUAGCAGACCACAGGACUGAGGAGGAGGAGGAGGAGGAAGGAGGUUGCAGCACACAGCCUGAUACCUCACAGGAGGGGGGAUAGGAGGAGCAGGAGGAGGUGGGAUGCACUUUAAAGACUCUGAGAAUCGGCCUCUGACUGUGAGGUUUUAGAGCUGUGAACUCUGCAGCAGUGAAGUGAUGAAGACGAGCAAGAACAGGUGAAGCUGGCCCAGGUGAAGCUGGCCCAGGUGAAGCUGGCCCAGGUGAAGCUGGCCCAGGUGAAGCUGACCCAGGUGAAGCUGACCCAGGUGUCACGCUGCUCAAACUGAAGUGAGAGCGUGGACCCUGAAGCUGUUCCCACUGUCACAGGUUGCUGUUUAUGCUUUAAUAGUUUAUUCAUGUCAAUGUAAAUGUUUUGUUUUCUACUGGUUUUUUUAAUGGUUUUAAUGGUCGGAGGUUAACCGAAGCCUCUGCUGUUCCUGCUCAUAGGAACCAGGUGACCCGAUGCUGGGCUGGCCUGAGACAAUCUGGGUCUUUUGGACUGCUUUCAGUCCAGUUUAAUUACGUGUUCAGUAACUGGAUUACAACAUAACUACAUGUGAAGGUGUAGCCCUGCAGGCUGUGUGUUUGGGUGUAGUAAUAACUGACGUGGGGAUGAGGUUGGCUUGGGUUUGCCACCAGCUGCUGUGAGACCUCGCCGUCCUCUGCUGUAUCCAGCGGGUUCACCUUGGAUCUCCACCAGGCAGGAUUCGGGCCGUCCAGCAGAAUUUAUGAUGAAGAAGUGUGAACACUGUAAAUACUCUGAUUUAUUUCUAAUAAAAGUCUUUGUGACGUAUGAAAUGCUUCUGAUUGUGCUUCGCUACAGAAACACGUGAAACAUCGUUUUAAAUCAGACUCAAACUUGGCUGCUGGUGUUCCAGAUCAACUGGCGUUGGUCAAACAGAUGUGUGGUAGGCUUGCUUUUCAGGAGCCACUACCAACAAACCAGCAAAUAAACACCAAAGUUUCAGAGCUCAUCACAGCACAGAAACAGCUUUAGUGAAGGUUACAAAUGAUCUUCUUAUGGCCUCUGACAGUGGACUCAUCUCUGUGCUUGUCCUGCUAGACCUCAGUGCAGCGUUCGAUACUGUCGACCAUAAUAUCCUAUUAGAGCGAUUAGAACACGCUGUAGGUAUUACAGGUACUGCACUGCAGUGGUUUGUAUCAUAUCUAUCUAAUAGACUCCAAUUUGUGCAUGUAAAUGGAGAGUCCUCUUCACACACUGAGGUUAAUUAUGGAGUUCCUCAAGGUUCAGUGCUAGGACCAAUUCUGUUUACAUUAUACAUGCUUCCCUUAGGCAGCAUCAUUAGAAGACAUAGCAUACAUUUUCACUGCUAUGCAGAUGACACCCAGCUCUAUCUGUCCAUGAAGCCAGAUAACACACACCAAUUAGUUAAACUGCAGAAAUGUCUUAAAGACAUAAAGACCUGGAUGGCCGCUAACUUUCUGCUUCUUAAUUCAGAUAAAACUGAGGUUAUUAUACUCGGCCCUGAAAAUCUUAGAAAUAUGGUAUCUAACCAGAUUCUUACUCUGGAUGGCAUUACCUUGGCCUCCAGUAACACUGUGAGGAACCUUGGAGUCAUUUUUGACCAGGACAUGUCCUUCAAUGCACAUAUUAAACAAAUAUGUAAGACUGCUUUCUUCCAUUUGUGCAACAUCUCUAAAGUUAGAAAUUUUAGGGAUUCCCAUGAUGCAUUGAGUUUUCCUUUCCAGUCAUCUUUCUCACUCACUAUGUGUUAACAGACCUCUCUGCAUUGAAUCAUACCUGUUAUUAAUCUCUGUCUCUC
This is a messenger RNA of Pelmatolapia mariae (spotted tilapia), 2816 nucleotides long. Its product is annotated as interleukin-10 receptor subunit beta-like. The record is from RefSeq and is a predicted model, not a curated record. The coding region runs from base 128 to 1093 and encodes 321 amino acids. Gene Ontology annotation, molecular function: cytokine receptor activity; protein binding. The transcript has 7 exons. Lineage: Eukaryota; Metazoa; Chordata; Actinopteri; Cichliformes; Cichlidae. Gene Ontology annotation, cellular component: plasma membrane. Gene Ontology annotation, biological process: cytokine-mediated signaling pathway.